Molecule: messenger RNA, 318 nt
Organism: Limanda limanda (common dab)
Lineage: Eukaryota; Metazoa; Chordata; Actinopteri; Pleuronectiformes; Pleuronectidae
Gene: rpl38
Product: ribosomal protein L38
Exons: 5
Coding region: 62-274 (70 amino acids)
Biological process (GO): protein-RNA complex assembly; translation
Cellular component (GO): ribosome; cytosolic large ribosomal subunit
Molecular function (GO): structural constituent of ribosome
Source: RefSeq, a predicted model, not a curated record
UCUUUGAACCGGAAGUCCAACCCCUCUUCAUCCCGUCUCCGGCAGACCCUCCACCGGCAGCAUGCCUCGCAAGAUAGAAGAAAUCAAGGAUUUCCUUCUGACGGCCAGGAGGAAGGAUGCCAAGUCCGUAAAGAUCAAGAAGAACAAGGACAAUGUUAAGUUCAAGGUGCGCUGCAGCAGGUACCUGUACACGCUGGUCAUCACCGACAAGGAGAAGGCCGAGAAGCUCAAGCAGUCCCUGCCCCCAGGUCUGGCUGUGAAGGAGCUGAAGUAAAUCAGUGAUGUACAAAUAAUUGUAAUAAAAACAGAAAAAACUAA